This is a messenger RNA of Miscanthus lutarioriparius, 570 nucleotides long. The record is from the annotation of a GenBank genome assembly. NCBI's taxonomy places the organism in Eukaryota, Viridiplantae, Streptophyta, Magnoliopsida, Poales, Poaceae.
AUGGGCCGUGGCCGGGGCGUCAGCUACGGGGGCGGGCAGAGCUCGCUGAGCUACCUCUUCGGCGGCGGUGGCGACGAGCCCGCCGCGGCGCCCGCCAAGCCGGCCGCCGCGGCGGAGCAGAGGGCGCAGCAGCCUGCGCCUGCGGCGGCGGCGGCGCCGCCGGCGGCCGCAGACGGCGAGAAGCAGAAGGGGAUCCCGGCCGGCGUCCGCGGCAGCCAGACCAACAACUACUUCCGGGCGCAGGGGCAGAACUGCGGCAACUUCCUCACGGACCGCCCGUCGACCAAGGUGCACGCCGCGCCGGGCGGCGGGUCGUCGCUCGGCUACCUCUUCGGCGGCGGGCCCCCCGGUUUACGCUUGACUACUACAGGUGCAGAACAUCUUAUUUGCAUUUGUUCAUCACGCUUGAAUACUACAGGUGCCGAACCUGCCCCAAUGGAUGGACCAUCUCAGGUUCCAAAACUUUUUAUAUCCUUCCUAUUCUCUUGUGAAAUAAGAUGCCACACAGCACCUGCAAGCAGAAUUCUAUAUGGCCAACAGCACCUCACUACUGCACAGUCCAAAGUUUAG